AUGUUCAGUGAUCUUGCUUCAAACCUACACAAGGGUCUCUUCACACGUUCGCCAGUGGACUGGAAUAAGUUCAUUUAUAAUAUGCAGAAGCUCUGGAUGUUGAUGCUCUUGAGUUCAUGGCUUGGCAUGCACUAUGUUGAAUCUUCCCUGGAGGCGCAAAGUAUCCCUGUCACCAUUGCUAAGCUCAAGACUCAUCAGGUUGCCCUGUUCAUGGCCAGCGCCAUCAAAGAAAUGGCAGUGGUGAACAAAAUGGCUAUGGCGCACUUUUUUAAACAUGCCUCAUCUCUCACCAAUCAAUGACAGACCUGGUGCCUGGAGUUCCUGCUGCAUGGAAGCCCGAAGAUGCAAGCCAUGCUACCCAUCCUUUGUGACCAGGUGAUUAUACAUGGGGAGAAAGCAAUUGUGUGGACACAGUUUCCAGCUGAACAGGUGUAUGUUGCUGCCACCCUUGUGGAGGCCAACUUUGAUGCAAGGGUUUUUCAUGCAGGACUCAGUGUUCAUGAGCAUUCUGUACUCAUCAAGCAGUUCACACAAGAUCCAGCCUCAUGCUCUGUGUUGGUCUGCAGCUAUGGUGUUAAUGUGAUGGGCCUGAACCUGCAGAACCUCUGUUGCAAUGUCCACCUCUUCUCUCCUGGUAUGUCAAAGGCUGUUGUCAAUCAGGCAGUCAGACGCGUGUGCCACUUGGGCCAGACAAGGAUUGUUCUUGUUUAUGAGUACUUACUGGAGAACAACUUCAACGUGAUGUUGGUGAAGCAUAACAAACUGAAGGCUGUGCUGGGUUUAGUCACAGAGAUGAGCCCUGAUGAAUUCUCAAUGGAUUUGGACAUC
This is a messenger RNA of Aspergillus glaucus CBS 516.65, 828 nucleotides long. RefSeq lists its product as uncharacterized. NCBI's taxonomy places the organism in Eukaryota, Fungi, Ascomycota, Eurotiomycetes, Eurotiales, Aspergillaceae. The transcript has a single exon. The annotation marks the transcript as partial. The record is from RefSeq and is a predicted model, not a curated record.